Molecule: messenger RNA, 1982 nt
Organism: Branchiostoma belcheri (Belcher's lancelet)
Lineage: Eukaryota; Metazoa; Chordata; Leptocardii; Amphioxiformes; Branchiostomatidae
Product: zinc finger protein 2 homolog
Exons: 2
Coding region: 120-1838 (572 amino acids)
Source: RefSeq, a predicted model, not a curated record
UCUGGCGUGGAAAGUUUUGCCGCCCAGGUCUUCCAUUUCCUGAUUUAUCGGAAGUUUCUCAGGGUUCCUUGCGAUACACACCAACAUUCAGAACUUCUGCUUCCAGAUCAAGCGUUACCAUGGCAACAACAAUGAUUGACAGUGAAGAACUGGAUCCGUGUCAGGAAGGUCCUGUGUUCUUCAGCUAUCAACAGGCUGACAUGACAACUCACACGGGUGAGAAACCCUCCAUGCAGAUACGUAUUAGUCAUCAGACGCCUAAUAACAUGCCCGCAGAAACUCUCACAGGUGAAAAACAUUACACUAGUAAGUUGCAAACUCACACUGGUGAGAAAGCCAACAUGGAAUUGUACACUGGAGAAAAAUGCUCCACACAGAUCCCGGUGGUUGUUCGUCCAUUCUCGACCAUGACCACUGAUGUCACGCCAGAUUCUGUGUGUCUGGCUGUGGCUCACCAGUCCUAUACGGGCUCUGAAGGCUCUGCCAUAGGUCAGGCACAGGUGGGUUGCAGGAUUCAGGGAUGUGAAGACGGCUCUGGACUCACGUUUCCUGCCAGCCCCUGCGAUCCUGGUUUGCUCAUACCGGUACCCACUGGUGAGAAACACUCCACACAGAUGCGCGUUGUUCAGAAGCCCAGCAUUGAAACUCAGGCUGGUGAGACACCCUACACGCAGAUUUCUGCAACACCCCAGAAUGUCAUUCUAGGUUACAAGUGUGGGAGAUGUGAAAAGCUCUUCAGUGAUCUGAGUCAGAUAAAGAGACACCUGAAGACCCACACUGGUGAGAAACCUUUCAGUUGUGAUGUAUGCAGCAAGCAGUUUAAAUGGCUGAGUCCCUUACAGGAACACAUGCGGACUCACACUGGGGAGAAACCCUACAAGUGUGAGGAGUGCGGCAAGCCGUAUAGUCACCUUAGUGUGUACAAAAGGCACAUGAGGACUCACUCUGAUGAGAAACCCUACAGGUGUGAGGAGUGUGACAAGCAGUUCUUUACACUGAGUGAAAUGAAGAAACACAAGUGGACUCAUACUGGUGAGAAACCCUACAGCUGUCCAUUGUGUGACAGGAAGUUUUUGCAUCAGGGCACUGUGAAGGUACACAUGCAAACUCACACAGCGGAGAAACCCUACAGUUGUAAGGUGUGUGGGAAAAAGUUUGGAGCACAACAAAACCUUAAUAUUCACAUGCAAACUCACACAAAGCCAUACCACUGUGAUGAGUGUGGCAAGCAGUUUGGUGCCUUAGGUAGCCUAAAAAAUCACAUGUUUACCCACACUGGUGAGAAACCUUACAAAUGUGGACUGUGCAGUAAGGAGUUCAUAUCAAUACCUUAUCUAAAGAGACACUUGAAAAUGCACACUGGUGAAAAACCCUACAUGUGUGAAAAGUGUGGACUGUUUUGUAGUAACACGCAGAACCUAAAUCAACACAUGGUGUCCCACACAGAUGAGAAACCCUGCAUGUGUGACAAGUGUGGAAGGCGAUUUAAAACAAAUAAUUACCUAAGGAAACACAUGAAGAUUCACACUGGUGAGAAACCUUACAGCUGUGAAGUUUGCAGCAAGCAGUUCCGUCGAUUGGGUCAUCUACAGCUGCACAUGCGGACUCACACUGGUGAGAAACCGUACCACUGUGAGCAUUGUGGCAAACAGUUUAGUGAUUCCAGUGCUUGUACAAAACACACGAGGAUUCACACUGGGGAGAAACCGUACAAGUGUGAGGAGUGUGGCUGGCAGUUCAAUCAGCUUGAUCAACUAAAGGGCCAUUUGCGGAUUCAUACUGGCGAGAAACCCUACAGUUGUAAAGAAUGCGGACAAAAGUUUCAGGAUGCCGGAUAGGUUUAAAAAGACACAUGUUCAUUCACACUAGUGAUUAUGAGAAACCCCGGCCCCACAAAUGUGAAAAGUGCAACAAAUGCUACAGUUACCACUGUGAACUCAAAAGACACAUGCAGACUCACACUGGGGAGAAACCACACAAAU